GAGCCCGAUAGUGGUAGAAGUAGAAGGAAUCUACUGAUUUGGUCUGCGCAUAUACCGAAUCGAUUGAGAAAGGGCUUAUCUGCGAGUUCUAUUAGAAUAUCGUGACAUUUCUUCAAGUUUACAAGUUUAUUUGCUACAUUUGUGCGUUUAAAAAAAUUCAAAAUGAAUUUAACCAGUAAUUUUUUGAAAAUCUUGUUAAUUAUUGUUAACAUAUUUUUUGCGCUCUCCGGCAUAGUGUUGAUCAUAGUAGCUGGAAUCGUGAUAGCGGAUAUGAGGUAUUUCAGCGGCCUGAAGAAUGAUGAGGUUCGAACAGGCGCCAUCAUUAUCUUGGUUCUCGGUAUCGUCAUAUUGGCAGUGGCUCUGUUUGGUCUAUAUAGCGUCAUGAAAAAGUCGCCACGUCUUCUGAAAAUCUAUGGCGGGUUAAUUUUGAUUAUAUUUAUAGCCGAGAUCGCCUUAGUGAUAGCGUUCUUCAUAUGUAAACCAUUUUUCGUGGAGAAGCUUUCCGAUCAUAUGCACCGCAUGAUUGACGGUAACAAUGAAGAGGACUUGAAAACAAUGGACACUAUCCAGCGCGACUUGAAAUGUUGUGGCGUAGAAUCGCCAGCAGAUUGGAUUGAUCAAUCGCCUACUAAGUCGCUCCGAAACAGCUGUUGCGUCCCGGAACACAUAGAUGCUAGUACAAAUGACUGCAAGGAUGCUCAACCCCUAUUCAAGGAUAAAUAUUUCCAAGUUGGCUGUCUAACAAAGCUCAAGGAUUACCUCACGAUGAAUGCAGAUCUCUUAACGUAUAUUCUGCUUGGCUUCGCGAUUGUACAAAUCAUCUUCAUAAUUUCUGCCUUCCUUCUCGCCUCUUACUACGAGAAAAAAUCGUCGGCUCAAUAAACAAUCUCCAUGAUUUGUAUCACGGCUUAGUCUGUAGAAAUCUCAUAAUUCUUUGCUCAAUUUUUAAUGUAUCACAAAUUUAUAAUUUAUCUUUGUUAAUUAAAAUUGUUGUUAGCACAAAAAUGACGGGCUGCAAAUAUAAUAUAGAGAAACUGGUAGAGUU
Molecule: messenger RNA, 1045 nt
Organism: Hermetia illucens (black soldier fly)
Lineage: Eukaryota; Metazoa; Arthropoda; Insecta; Diptera; Stratiomyidae
Product: tetraspanin-11-like
Exons: 4
Coding region: 163-882 (239 amino acids)
Cellular component (GO): membrane
Source: RefSeq, a predicted model, not a curated record